AUGCUCCAGAGGCAGACGGGGCUCACCAAGACCCAGAUCCUCAACUGGAUGGCCAACGCACGGCGGCGAGGCAAGAUGGCGGAGCGUAGCCGGACAGACUCACCGCGCACACGGAGCCCAUCGCCAUCUAGGCCCGCCGACAUCCCCCCCCAACGGGCCGGGACGCCAGCACCGCAUAUGAAGCCGCUGGACCGAUGGGUUGACUCACCGCCCGAGAACGAGCCUGCAGCCGUGGCGGCCAUUGCGCGGGCCGUGCAAGAGUCGUCGUCGUCAGCCGGCCCAUCAAGCAGGAGGUCAUCUGGUGAUGGCAGUAGCGACAGAAAUUAUCGACCUUCACCGUCGAGCAGCGUAGGCGGCACGUCGCUAUCCAGCGGCGCAUCGGGUUACUCAUUCGACAGCCGGGACUCCAAGGGGUCCGUGGGAGCUGUGCCACGACGCCAUCAUGGACUGCGGAGCGCAAGGAGACGACGGAAGCCCGGGGACCGAGGGACACAUAGGGACAAGAACCCCGGCAAGUCGGGGACCAAGACGCCCCUCGUGGCGCCCAUCAAUACCUUCCAAUGUACCUUCUGCACCGAGACUUUCAGUUCAAAGCACACGUGGCAGCGACACGAGAAGUCACUCCACUUACCACUGGAGAGAUGGGUAUGCGCACCUAAAGGGCCCAGAGCCCUUGACGUCACUGGGACGAAAUCAACUUGCGCCUUUUGCGACUUACUCGACCCAGGCGACGAACACAUCUCCAUGCACAACUACGCUGUGUGCCACCAGAGGAAUCUCGAGGAAAGGACAUUCCACCGCAAGGACCACCUGGGACAGCACCUGCGGCUGGUUCAUAACCUCGCGCCCGAUGUGGUAGGGCGCAGACUUGCACAGUGGAAGAUGGACACACCGACGAUUCGGUCCGUGUGUGGGUUCUGCUCAACCUCCUUGGACUCUUGGGAGGCCCGCGCGGAUCAUCUGGCUGAACAUUUCAAGAUGGGAAACACCAUGGCCGACUGGAAGGGCGAUUGGGGGUUUGAGCCGCAUAUUCUGGCCAGAUUAGAAGACUCCCUAGCACCAUAUAUGAUUGCCCAGGAGCGCACUGCUCCAUUUCCUUUUGCCGCCAGCAAGACCCCAGUCGAGUCGCCCCGCAGCGCAUACGAGCUCAUAAAGCUGGAAUUGCUCAUCUUUGUAGACAUGUACUACGACAGGACGGGACGGAUCCCGUCAUCAGACGAGCUGCAGUUUGACGCCUGCCGCGUCAUCUUCACGGCUGAGGUGCCCUCGUACAGCCGUGAACAGGAGGAGCACCCAUCCUGGCUGCGCGACCUGGUCUUUUCGUCAGACAGCGUGGUGCGCAAGGCCCGGCUAAACCCCCUACGCCCGGCCGCCGAGAGCAGGCUCUCGUUCCUGGGUGUCAUAGGAAAGAAAGGCCCCUUUGACUCAUGUCCCCUCGAGGCACAGCUGGUCGAGUUCGUCGAGGAGCGUCGUCGACAGGGCGCAGACGAGAUCACUCCACAUCAGCUGCAGGCUGAAGCGUGCCGACUUAUGCACCUGGCCGAUCGUCUCUGGCCGUCGGCUCCGGCGGACAUACCAGCCACAUGGCUGAUGGGACUGGCCAAGUCGUGCACGGGGUGGCUAGACCUCUUUCGUGUCCGUGUCGGUCUCAUCCCACCCUUCGAACGCCCGGAGAGACCGACCCCGUGCAUCAUGGACACGUCAGCGCUUGACUCAGUCCUGAACAAUUACAACAUUCUAGAUGACAAGCUCAUCAGGAGGAUGGAGGCGCGCAGCAUGGAUCCAACCAACUCUGAGCUCCGCCAGCAGAUGCUCUCGUGCAUAAUGUCCGAGUUUGACGACGAAACCGACGCCGAGUGGAAACGGGCCGCUGCUGCCAAUGAUGCCUGGCUUGCCCGCUUCAAGAGACGUCACUUCGCCUGGUCGGGUAUGUACACUCCGCCCGCGUAUGAGCAGGAUGCGUCUCUCCAUGCCGCCGCCGCCGCCGCCGCUUCCUCAUCUUCACCUUCAGUCCUGGUCGCUCAGGGCAGCAGUCAGUACCAACCGUUGGCCAGCACCGCUGCCAACAUGACCGCAUGUGGUAACAUCGAAAGAAUUCUAAAGGCCCCUUAUUUCCUCAAUGAGCCCAAUUUUGACCGCUGGGUUCCCCGCGAACUGGCCCGUUGGGUCGCCGCCACAAUGUCCCCCAACAAUCCGAAUCAACAUGUCCCCACUGACGAGGAGCUACAGAACCAAUCCAGGUGGAUAAUGUAUGAGGAGUGA
This is a messenger RNA of Geosmithia morbida, 2262 nucleotides long. RefSeq names its product Homeobox domain. Lineage: Eukaryota; Fungi; Ascomycota; Sordariomycetes; Hypocreales; Bionectriaceae. Gene Ontology annotation, molecular function: DNA binding. Gene Ontology annotation, biological process: regulation of DNA-templated transcription. Bases 1 to 2262 code for a protein of 753 amino acids. The transcript is spliced from 2 exons. The record is from RefSeq and is a predicted model, not a curated record.